ACAGCUACUGUCGGUGUGAUGCAUCAUUUCCGCUUCCGCUUUCCCUCUGAUUGCAUCAGUUCCCUGUCAUCAGUUCGUCAAAGUUGGCAGCCGGAGAAAGAAAGACAUUGAUCAUGGUGGAGCCUGUUCCUGAAUCCAUCCACUUCCCUUCUGAGGAGAAGAGGAUCCUGCAGCUGUGGAAGGACAAGGACUGCUUCCAGGAGUGUCUCAAACAGUCCAAGAACAGGCCCAAGUACACGUUCUACGACGGUCCUCCGUUCGCCACAGGCCUCCCUCACUACGGUCACAUCCUGGCAGGGACCAUCAAAGACAUCGUGACUCGCUUCGCCCACCAGAGCGGCUUCCACGUGGACCGCCGGUUCGGCUGGGACUGUCACGGCCUGCCUGUGGAGUAUGAGAUUGAUAAGACCCUGGACAUCAAGGGACCGGACGAUGUGGCCAAGAUGGGGAUUGCUGAGUACAACCGGCAAUGCAGGAUGAUCGUCAUGAGAUACGCUAACGAAUGGGAGAACUCUGUAACCAGGAUGGGACGGUGGAUUGACUUUAAGAACGACUACAAGACUCUGUACCCCUGGUUCAUGGAGACUGUCUGGUGGGUGUUCAGGCAGCUGUAUGAUAAAGGUCUGGUGUACCGCGGGGUGAAGGUCAUGCCCUUCUCUACCGCCUGUAACACGCCGCUGUCCAACUUCGAGUCGAACCAGAACUACAAGGAUGUGCAGGAUCCGUCGGUGAUAGUGAACUUCCCCCUUCUGGAAGAUGAGAACGUGUGUCUGAUCGCCUGGACAACCACACCCUGGACUCUGCCUAGCAACCUGGCUCUCUGCGUCAACUCAGAGUUGCAGUAUGUCAAGGUCAAAGACAACAGCACUGGGAAGGUGUACAUUAUGAUGGAGGCCAGGCUGGUAGCACUCUUCAAGACCGAGGAGGAAUACACCAUCAUGGACAAGUUCCCUGGGAAGACGCUGAAGGGGAAGAAAUACAAGCCGCUGUUUGACUAUUUCAGGAAGUGCGGGGAGACGGGGGCGUUCCAGGUGGUGAUGGACAGUUAUGUCAGAGAGGAGGAGGGGACAGGAGUCGUCCACCAGGCGCCAUACUUUGGAGCUGAUGAUUACCGUGUGUGUAUGGAGAACAACAUCUGCCAGAGAGACCAGGCUCCCGUCUGUCCUGUCGACUCCUCUGGGUGCUUCACUGAUGAAGUCACUGACUUUGUGGGACAGUAUGUCAAGGAUGCUGACAAGAACAUCAUCAAAUGGCUGAAGGAACGCGGUCGUCUGGUCAACAGCGGCUCUUUCAAGCAUAGCUACCCUUUCUGUUGGAGAUCUGACACUCCUCUGAUCUACAAGGCUGUUCCCAGCUGGUUUAUUCGGGUUGAACACAUGGUGGAGAAGCUGCUGGAAAACAAUGACAAAUGCUACUGGGUUCCCGAGUUUGUGCGGGAGCGUCGUUUUGGUAACUGGCUGAGGGAUGCGCGUGAUUGGGCCGUUUCCAGGAACCGCUAUUGGGGCACGCCCAUCCCCCUCUGGUGCAGCGACGACUUUGAGGAGGUGGUGUGUGUAGGAUCCAUGGCUGAGCUGGAGGAGUUGACAGGAGUGAAAGUAACUGAUCUGCAUCGGGAAAGCAUUGACCAGUUGACUAUCCCGUCCCGCUGUGGUAAAGGCGUGUUGCGCAGGGUCACUGAGGUGUUUGACUGCUGGUUUGAGUCGGGCAGCAUGCCCUACGCCCAGGCCCACUACCCCUUUGAGAACAGGAAGGAGUUCGAAGACACCUUCCCCGCUGACUUCAUUGCUGAGGGCAUCGACCAGACCAGAGGAUGGUUCUACACCCUCCUGGUGUUGUUCUACACCCUCCUGGUGUUGUCCACCGCUCUGUUUGGAAAACCACCUUUCAAGAACGUCAUCGUCAACGGACUGGUGCUGGCCAG
This is a messenger RNA of Oncorhynchus nerka (sockeye salmon), 1921 nucleotides long. Its product is annotated as isoleucine--tRNA ligase, cytoplasmic-like. Lineage: Eukaryota; Metazoa; Chordata; Actinopteri; Salmoniformes; Salmonidae. Gene Ontology annotation, biological process: isoleucyl-tRNA aminoacylation. The record is from RefSeq and is a predicted model, not a curated record. The transcript has 18 exons. Gene Ontology annotation, molecular function: aminoacyl-tRNA deacylase activity; ATP binding; isoleucine-tRNA ligase activity. The annotation marks the transcript as partial.